AUGUCCAGCACCAAAUUGGAGGAUUCCCUCCCUCGUCGCAACUGGUCAUCCGCUCCGGAGCUGAAUGAAACUCAAGAGCCGUUUUUAAACCCUACGGACUAUGACGACGAGGAAUUCCUGCGGUACCUGUGGAGGGAAUACCUACACCCUAAAGAAUAUGAGUGGGUCCUGAUAGCAGGGUACAUCAUCGUAUUCGUUGUGGCUCUCAUCGGGAACGUCCUGGUCUGCGUGGCGGUGUGGAAGAACCACCACAUGAGGACAGUCACCAACUAUUUCAUAGUCAACCUGUCCCUGGCGGACGUGCUUGUGACCAUCACCUGCCUUCCAGCCACCCUUGUAGUAGACAUCACUGAGACCUGGUUUUUUGGGCAAUCCCUCUGUAAGGUCAUUCCUUACUUACAGACUGUGUCCGUGUCUGUGUCUGUUCUUACAUUGAGUUGCAUUGCCUUGGACCGAUGGUAUGCAAUUUGUCACCCUUUGAUGUUCAAGAGCACAGCCAAACGGGCCCGGAACAGUAUCAUCAUCAUCUGGAUUGUCUCCUGCAUCAUAAUGAUUCCUCAAGCCAUUGUCAUGGAGUGCAGCAGCAUGCUCCCUGGCUUAGCCAAUAAAACCACCCUCUUUACAGUAUGUGAUGAGCACUGGGGCGGUGACAUUUACCCAAAGAUGUACCACAUCUGCUUCUUUCUGGUGACGUACAUGGCACCUCUGUGUCUUAUGGUAUUGGCUUAUCUACAAAUAUUUCGUAAACUCUGGUGCCGACAGAUCCCAGGAACUUCUUCUGUGGUUCAGAGAAAAUGGAAGCAGCAGCAACCGGUUUCUCAACCCCGAGGGUCCGGACAGCAGAGCAAGGCCCGGAUUAGCGCUGUGGCUGCUGAGAUAAAGCAGAUCCGAGCACGGAGGAAAACAGCCCGGAUGCUCAUGGUCGUUCUUCUGGUCUUUGCAAUUUGCUAUCUCCCAAUCAGCAUUCUCAAUGUGCUAAAGAGAGUGUUUGGGAUGUUCACACACACCGAAGACAGAGAGACUGUCUAUGCUUGGUUCACGUUUUCCCACUGGCUUGUGUAUGCUAACAGUGCUGCUAACCCAAUCAUUUACAACUUUCUCAGUGGAAAAUUUCGAGAGGAAUUUAAAGCUGCCUUUUCUUGUUGUCUUGGGGUUCAUCAUCGCCAAGGAGAUCGGCUCUCAAGGGGACGCACAAGCACAGAAAGCAGGAAGUCCCUGACCACGCAGAUCAGCAACUUUGAUAACGUAUCAAAACUCUCAGAGCACGUGGUGCUUACCAGCAUAAGCACACUCCCAGCAGCCAACGGGGCAGGACCGCUUCAAAACUGGUAUCUACAGCAGGGAGUACCAUCUUCACUACUGUCGGCCUGGCUGGAGGUCUGAGAGAAGAGGCUGAAUGUCCAUGUGGAGUCUCACCCACGUCAUCUCAAAGAGAUAAUGGUUUACAAAAACAGUUGCCACUGUGUUCUUAGUGUGAUGUUAAAGAAGAUGGAUUUUAAGGCACUUGUGCGCUUUAUAAGGGACCUGGAUGACUGGAGAUUUUAUUAAAAGUUCUCAGUUGCCGAUUUUAUUUACUAAAGUUUCUGUUUUAUGGAAGCAGCUCAUUUUCAGGAUAACUAUUGCCUGGAAGAAAACUGUUGAAUAAAACUGAUACAUAAAUGAAACUCUGGGAAUGGAAUCAUGAAGUAUGUACAUAUUUCUCAACAUUAGGGCCCAUGAAUCCUGAGUGAUUUGAAUUAAUACGGUGACCUUUGUAGGACAAAUGGUUAAAAAAAAAAAGUAGGCCCCAAAACAUAGCAGUGUUAUUGGGGUGCUUAACUACUUACCUCAUUGUGUGCUACUGGCACAGAUGAGGGACUUUAUAGGAACAGUUUAUUUUGGAGCUCAGUUAUGCUGAACAUUGGACAUUUAUCUGCCUUUAUUUCUAUUGUAUUUCAAACCUUCAAUGUGAGAUGUUAAUGUCAUUAAUUUUGUCACUAAUACGGAUGGUGUAAUAAUUUUAUCAAAUAUCUUUGAGAAUAAUGAUUUAUGAAUUUUUAUUAUAUCAUAAAACCUUGAUAUUUUGAGUUUAUUCAUUUGGGGCUAAAUAUCAUCCCAAGUUUGUG
This is a messenger RNA of Chionomys nivalis (European snow vole), 2105 nucleotides long. RefSeq names its product hypocretin receptor 2 (gene Hcrtr2). Gene Ontology annotation, molecular function: orexin receptor activity. Gene Ontology annotation, biological process: feeding behavior; G protein-coupled receptor signaling pathway; circadian sleep/wake cycle process. Gene Ontology annotation, cellular component: membrane. The transcript has 8 exons. Lineage: Eukaryota; Metazoa; Chordata; Mammalia; Rodentia; Cricetidae. The coding region runs from base 1 to 1383 and encodes 460 amino acids. The record is from RefSeq and is a predicted model, not a curated record.